AUGUCAACAAUCGGCACAACAACAAUUCAAACAACAGCACCAAACUCGUUAGUCAUGAAUCCUACGUCAAUGUUAGUAGAGAUGAAAAGCUUCAUUCCUUCUUCAUAUACUUUUGAAACAGAAAUCCAGAAGAUAAAGCAAGAACUUUUAACAUGUAAUUUAGACUUUAGUGCGAAAGAUGAAACAAAUGAACAGUAUCUUUAUGAAAUGCAGGACCUCAUCGACCAUUUACCCAAACUACCUGAAAUCCAACAACAAAAACUCACUAUUCCUGAAUUCGAUGAAAUAGAAGUGAAACCAACUGA
Molecule: messenger RNA, 305 nt
Organism: Trichomonas vaginalis G3
Lineage: Eukaryota; Parabasalia; Trichomonadida; Trichomonadidae
Product: organellar and viral DNA polymerase type B
Exons: 1
Source: RefSeq, a predicted model, not a curated record